This is a messenger RNA of Cryphonectria parasitica EP155, 2076 nucleotides long. RefSeq names its product cystathionine beta-synthase. Gene Ontology annotation, cellular component: cytoplasm. Bases 181 to 1794 code for a protein of 537 amino acids. NCBI's taxonomy places the organism in Eukaryota, Fungi, Ascomycota, Sordariomycetes, Diaporthales, Cryphonectriaceae. Gene Ontology annotation, molecular function: cystathionine beta-synthase activity; cysteine synthase activity. The record is from RefSeq and is a predicted model, not a curated record. The transcript has 2 exons.
CCUCUCACCACCCCUCUUUUCGUCCUUUUUCCUUCCUUGUUACCUCCCCAGGGAACUGACAGGCUGCCACGAGUGAAAGAGUGAAGAAGGCAUCACAUUUAUUUGCUCCCUCGACUCCGACACCAACGCAGUAAUCGACCUUGAACAUCCCUCGACCUCGAUCGUGCUUUGUCCGCCAAGAUGGCAACAACGAAUGGAACCUCUACCAAUGGAGUGCACGCCGCCGGGGAGAUCGGCGCUGUCGAUGCGACCAAGCUGAUCGGCCACACGCCGCUCGUCCGGCUGAACAAGAUUCCUCAGUCGCUGGGGAUCAAGGCCAAGGUCUACGCAAAGGUGGAGUUGUUCAACGCCGGCGGUAGUGUCAAGGAUCGGAUAGCCCUCAGGAUGAUUGAGGAGGCAGAGAAGAGCGGCAGGAUAAAGCCAGGCGAUACGCUGAUCGAGCCGACCAGUGGCAAUACCGGAAUUGGUCUGGCGCUCGUAGGCGCGAUCAAAGGCUACAAGACCAUCAUCACGCUUCCCGAGAAGAUGUCGGCCGAGAAGGUCUCGGUGCUGCGUGCCCUCGGCGCCACCAUCAUCCGCACGCCGACCCAGGCCGCCUGGGACAGUCCCGAGUCGCACAUUGGCGUGGCCCGCCGGCUGCAAAAGGAGAUUCCCCGGGCCCACAUCCUCGACCAGUACACCAACGUCGACAACCCGCGGGCGCACGAGUUUGGCACCGCCGAGGAGAUCUGGGAGCAGACCAACGGCACCGUGACGGCCAUCGUGGCCGGUGCAGGGACUGGCGGCACGGUCAGCGGCAUCGCCAAGGGCAUCAGGAAGCACAACCCAGACGUCAAGAUCAUCGCUGCAGACCCGUUUGGCAGUAUUCUUGCCCUGCCCGAGAGCCUGAACCAGGGCGAGCUGGCCAACAUCCCCUACAAGGUGGAGGGCAUCGGGUACGACUUCAUCCCGGACGUGCUGGACCGUCAGACUGUGGAUAAGUGGUACAAGACGGACGACCGCGAGUCGUUCAUGUUUGCGCGCAGGCUGAUCGCCGAGGAGGGUCUGCUGGUCGGCGGAUCCUCGGGCUCCGCCAUGUCCGCCAUGGUGCGCGCGGUCAAGGACCUGGACCUGGGCGAGGACGACACCGUCGUGGUCGUCCUCCCGGACAGCAUCAGGAGCUACCUCUCCAAGUUUGCCGAUGACGACUGGCUCGCCGCCAACGACCUGCUGCCGUCCGUCAACGGUGCCGAGGUCGAGGCCGCAGCGCAGAAGAAGCGGCGCGCCAGCGACCCGUACGGCGGCGAGACAGUCCGCUCCCUCCGCCUCAAGCCCGUCACCAGCGUGCUCAGCACCCAGCUGUGCGCCGAGGCCAUCGAGACCAUGCGCGACAAGGGCUUCGACCAGCUCCCCGUGCUGUCGCCCACCGGCGGCCGGCUCGUCGGGCUCGUGACCCUGGGCAACCUCCUGUCGUACAUCUCGCGCGGCCGGGCCAGCGCUGCCAGCCCUGUCACCGACGUCAUGUUUGACUUUAGCAAGAUCGACGAGGUCGUGACGGACCCGCGGGAUAUCCUUACUGCCGAGGAGACCUCGAGCAAGAGCAAGAAGAAGAGGCACUUUGUCGAGAUCACCCUGGACACGCCGCUGACUGUGCUGAGCAAGUUUCUCGAGUACAACAGCGCCGCGGUCGUGACUGACAAGAGGGAUGAUGGCGAGGGCAAGAAGCCCGUGGCCAUCGUGACCAAGGUGGACCUGUUGACCCAUAUGAUGGCGGGGAGCAAGCGGUCUUCUUCGGGAACGGGGACUCCCAACUGAGGAGAAAGAGGCGCCUUAUGGCUUGAGUAUCUUAUGCAUUGAGUGGCGUUUGGGAAGGGAGGAGAGGGUUUUCCAAUGAUUUGCUUUUUCUUGAGGGUUUCCAGAUUGAUAUAGUAGAAGCAUAGACUCAACGUCUAUGGGCUUUGGGGCUCAGGACCAAAUAGAUUCAACCAUGUAGGGAAUUAUCAAUGGGGCGGACAUGUCUUUUUCUCCUUGUUUUCUCUGUUCCCCUCCCCCCUGACAAUGUCCACACGAUAUUGCCAACUCAUGCCAGUUACCAAC